AUGACUGGCAAAUCCAUCGAGUUCGACAACACGGAUGCUGAAUGUCGUCUUGUUCUAGCUGAUGCGUUGUACUACACAUCAACCGAGUUCAAGCUGCACACGGUCAUCAACGUUGCCACUCUCACUGGGGUUAUGGAAGUCGCACUGGGUGAGAUCUACACUGACCGACUGAGUGUUGCCGGAGAGAGCGAGUACAAUCACUUCUGGCACAUGCCCCUCUACGAGGAUUGCAGCACACAGAUCUACUUAUCUAACACUGACUUGUGCAACACUAGCGGGAAACCAGCAGGUUCAUGCACCACUGCAUUCCUUAAUGUGUUCGUAGAUAGCAUCGAGGCCAAGGAUGAACAGGAACCCUCUGUCCGAUGGGCUCACCUUGAUAUUGCUGCGACUAUGGAGUUCACGCGCUCAACACCAUACCAAGAGAAAGGAAUGACUGGGUGUCGUGUUCAUGCAUUGGUAGAAUUUGUCAGACGUCUCUCAAGCCAAGAAUGA
This is a messenger RNA of Suillus subalutaceus, 495 nucleotides long. Its product is annotated as peptidase M17, leucyl aminopeptidase. Gene Ontology annotation, cellular component: cytoplasm. Lineage: Eukaryota; Fungi; Basidiomycota; Agaricomycetes; Boletales; Suillaceae. Gene Ontology annotation, biological process: proteolysis. The record is from RefSeq and is a predicted model, not a curated record. Bases 1 to 495 code for a protein of 164 amino acids. The transcript is spliced from 7 exons. Gene Ontology annotation, molecular function: metalloaminopeptidase activity; manganese ion binding.